Colletotrichum higginsianum IMI 349063 is the source of this 2829-nucleotide messenger RNA. RefSeq names its product Ap-2 complex subunit alpha. NCBI's taxonomy places the organism in Eukaryota, Fungi, Ascomycota, Sordariomycetes, Glomerellales, Glomerellaceae. The record is from RefSeq and is a predicted model, not a curated record. Gene Ontology annotation, cellular component: membrane coat; AP-2 adaptor complex. Gene Ontology annotation, biological process: clathrin-dependent endocytosis; intracellular protein transport. The transcript has 5 exons. The coding region runs from base 1 to 2829 and encodes 942 amino acids. Gene Ontology annotation, molecular function: clathrin-cargo adaptor activity.
AUGGUCCGACGGUACGAUGCAGCGGUGCUAACCCCCUUUCCAGACGGAAACCUCAGCGGCUAUCACAAGAAGAAAUAUGUGUGCAAGCUCCUAUAUAUCUACAUCCUCGGAUGGGACGUCGAUUUCGGCCACCUCGAAGCCGUCAACCUCAUCUCGGCGAAUAAGUAUUCGGAGAAGCAGAUUGGCUACCUCGCCAUGACCCUCUUCCUCCACGAGAAGCACGAGCUGCUCCACCUCGUCGUCAACAGCAUACGGAAGGACCUGCUGGACCACAACGAGCUGUUCAACUGCCUAGCUCUCCACGCGAUCGCCAAUGUCGGUGGCAGGGAAAUGGGAGAGGCCCUGAGCGGAGAAGUUCACCGGCUUCUCAUCUCGCCGACAUCCAAGGCGUUCGUGAAGAAGAAGGCGUCGCUCACCCUCCUUCGUCUGUACCGCAAGAACCCCGAUAUCGUUCAACCACAAUGGGCCGAGCGCAUCAUCUCGUUGAUGGACGACGUGGAUGUCGGCGUCGCUCUGUCUGUUACAUCCCUCGUCAUGGCCCUUGCUCAGGACAAUCUGAACGCGUACAAGGGGGCGUACGCCAAGGCCACCGCAAGGAUGAAGAGGAUAGUCAUUGAUGGAGAGUACACUCCGGACUACCUUUACUACAAGGUCCCGUGCCCUUGGCUCCAGGUCAAGCUUCUGCGCCUGCUGCAGUACUUCCCUCCUUCGGAUGACACCCAUGUCCGCGAUAUGAUCCGUGAGUCUCUGCAGAAGAUCCUUAAUCUCGCGAUGGAGCAGACCAAGAACGUCCAGCAGAACAACGCACAGAACGCUGUUCUCUUCGAAGCCAUCAACCUCAUCAUUCACCUCGACAACGAGAAUGCCUUGCUGAAACAAAUCUCAUCUCGGUUGGGCCGUUUCUUGACUUCUAGGGAAACCAAUGUUCGGUACCUGGGAUUGGAGGCUAUGACGCAUCUCGCAGCUCGGAUCGACACUCUGGAGCCGAUCAAGCAGCACCAGGAUGUUAUUCUGGGAUCUCUCAAGGACAGAGAUAUUAGCGUGCGGAGAAAGGGUCUUGACCUUCUUUACAGCAUGUGCGACUCGUCAAAUGCCCAAGUCAUCGUGGGCGAGCUACUUCACUACCUCCAGAAUGCCGACUUUGCCAUCCGAGAGGAGAUGGUGCUCAAGAUUGCCAUUCUGACCGAAAGGUACGCUACUGAUGUGCAGUGGUACGUGGACAUCUCGCUGCGUCUUAUCGCCAUGGCCGGUGACCACGUUAGCGAUGAGGUCUGGCAGCGUGUCAUCCAAAUCGUGACAAACAACGAGGAACUGCAGGUCUACGCCGCGCAGCACUCAUUGCAGUACGUCAAGUCGGACCACUGCCACGAGACGCUGGUCAAGAUCGGAGCGUACAUUCUGGGCGAGUUCGGUCACCUCAUUGCCGACCAGCCCAAGUGCAGUCCCAUCGAGCAGUUCCUGGCCCUCCAGAGCAAGGUUGCCGCUUGUUCAUCAAGUACAAGGGCCAUGAUCCUUUCUUGCUACGUCAAAUUUGUCAACCUUUUCCCCGAAAUCAAGCCCCAGCUCCUGAAGGCCUUCCAGGUCUUUAGCCACACGCUCGAUUCGGAGCUUCAGCAGAGGGCAUGCGAGUACUUGACGUUAGCAACGAUGCCGACAGACGACCUCCUGCGAACCGUAUGCGAUGAGAUGCCUCCGUUCUCGGAACGCCAGUCUGCGCUGCUUGCCAGAGUGCACCAGAAGCAUGCCAACACUAGCGAUAAGAGAACAUGGAUUGUCGGUGGCAAGGAUGCCAACGCCGAUGUGGCAGAGCUGAAGAUAGCCAAGGAGGGCGGUCUCAGGCGAACAUUCAGCACAAAUGGCAAUCCUCCCGCUGCCAAUGGAGGCUCGAACGGCACGAAUGGCCACGGCAACGGCGUCAACGAUUUGGCUGGUCUGGACAUGAACAACAUUGGACCCGCCGAGCCCAAGACGAAGGCGCCGAAUCUCGCCAGUGCCGCUCACUUGUCCCCCAACUGGGAGGCUGGAUACAACAAGUUGCUACUCAAGGCUGAAGGCGUGUUGUACGAGGACGGUCAGAUCCAGGUUGGUGUGCGGUCAGAGUACAGAGGCCAAAUGGCAUGCUUGAUUCUCUACUUCAAGAACAAGACGCCGACAGCACUAGGCUCGUUUACUACGACGCUGGAUCUGGACGAAAACGAAAAGGGCAAGCUCACGUGGGACGUGAAGAACCUGCCAGACAGCACAAUUUACCAGGCUGGGCAGUCCCAGCAGGUUGUCAUGUUUGAGUGUAAGAGGGUGUUUGACAAGAGCCCAACAAUACGCAUCAGCUAUCUUGCUGGCGCCCUCCAGGCUGUCACCCUUAAGCUACCUAUCACCGCCCACAAGUUCAUGGACCCUGCAGACCUCUCUGCAGAGGACUUCUUCAGGCGAUGGAAGCAAAUUGGCGGUGCCCCUCGCGAGGCUCAGCAUAUCUUUGGGCUGUCCCCUGGCAAGUCGGAUAGGGAGAUGAACGAAUUCUUUGUCCGGCAGACGGUUGAGGGUUUCAGAUGGCGUGUCCUUGAUGGCGUGGACCCGAACGCAAAGAACUUUGUUGGAGCAAGCGUCCUCCACACCUCUGAGGCUGGCAAAUUUGGUUGUUUGAUGCGUCUGGAGCCAAACUACGGGACAAAGAUGAUCCGUCUCACCAUCCGUGCCACGGACGAGAGCGUCCCUGCCGUCCUCCUGAAGAUCAUGCAGGAGCGCCUCGCAGCAGGCUACACGCCUGAUAAGUUCCAAGCCCCAACCCCAGCCGACAUAUCGGACGCAUUUAGCAAUAUUCUGGUUACGUAG